AUGUCGCAUCGAAAAUUUGAAGCCCCGAGACACGGAUCUCUCGCGUUUUUACCUCCAUUCCCCAAAGAUGACCCAAAGAAGCCUGUCCACCUCACUGCCACCAUGGGCUACAAGGCCGGUAUGACCACAAUCGUUCGCGAUCUCGACAGACCCGGAGCGAAAUCACACAAGAAGGAGAUUGUUGAGGCCGUUACUGUCAUUGAGACACCACCAGUGAUCGUUGUUGGUCUAGUUGGUUACAUCGAGACUCCCCGUGGUCUUCGAUCCCUCACCACAGUUUGGGCUGAGCAUUUGAGCGAUGAGGUAAAGCGCCGAUUCUACAAGAACUGGUACAAGAGCAAGAAGAAGGCCUUCACCAAGUACGCCAAGAAGCACUCGGAGAGCUCUGGAUCUUCCAUUACCCGUGAGCUUGAGCGCAUCAAGAAGUACUGCACCGUUGUCCGUGUUCUCGCCCACACCCAAGUCCGCAAGACCCCUCUUAAGCAAAAGAAGGCACACUUGAUGGAGAUCCAGGUUAACGGAGGUAGCAUCACUGACAAGGUUGAGUUCGGAAGUGGUCUCUUCGAGAAGCCAGUUGAGAUCAGCUCUCUCUUCGAGCAGGAUGAGAUGAUUGAUGUCAUUGCUGUCACCAAGGGUCACGGAUUCUCCGGUGUCACCAGCAGAUGGGGAACCAAGAAGCUUCCGAGAAAGACACACAAGGGUCUCCGAAAGGUCGCUUGUAUUGGUGCCUGGCAUCCUUCCCACGUCCAAUGGACUGUUGGCCGUGCUGGUCAAGACGGAUACCAUCAUCGUACUUCUGUCAACCACAAGGUUUACCGUAUUGGCAAGGGUGAUGAUGAGGGCAACGCUACCACCGAGUUUGAUCACUCCAAGAAGCAAAUCACUCCUAUGGGUGGCUUCGUCCGUUACGGAGAGGUCAAGAACGACUUCAUCAUUGUCAAGGGAUCUAUUCCAGGUGUCAAGAAGCGUGUCAUGACUCUCCGCAAGUCCAUGUUCGUGCACACAUCAAGAAAGGCAUUGGAGAAGGUUGACCUGAAGUGGAUCGAUACGUCGUCGAAGUUCGGUCACGGUGCAUACCAAACCCCUCAAGAGAAGCACCAGUUCCUUGGUACUCUCAAGAAGGACAUUGCGCAAGCUUCGUAG
Messenger RNA from Lachnellula hyalina, 1143 nucleotides. RefSeq names its product 60S ribosomal protein (gene rpl-3). The coding region runs from base 1 to 1143 and encodes 380 amino acids. Lineage: Eukaryota; Fungi; Ascomycota; Leotiomycetes; Helotiales; Lachnaceae. Gene Ontology annotation, cellular component: cytosolic large ribosomal subunit; ribosome. The transcript is spliced from 4 exons. Gene Ontology annotation, biological process: ribosomal large subunit assembly; translation. Gene Ontology annotation, molecular function: RNA binding; structural constituent of ribosome. The record is from RefSeq and is a predicted model, not a curated record.